AUGACAGCGAUCGUUCGCAAUUAUCAGUACAUAUCACCACCUCUCCCAAGCAGCCAAGAAGACAAUCGGCGCCAAAAUACACUCGAAAGAACAGACGAAAACGGACUUCAUUCCACACUGUUCAUCAUCCCAAAGAAAACAGGGGGCUUACGAUCUAUCCUGAACCUACGUCUGCUCAACUUGCAGCAUCUACAGAAGAACCGUUCAUUCACGAUGGAGACCAUAAGCCACGUUUGCCGUAUGAUACAGGCCAACGGUCUUCUAGCAAGCAUCGACCUCGAGAUCGCCACGCCUUCACUUGUCUGGAUCAAAGUCCUUCGACCAGUACUCCGAUGGGCACGCCGGCGAGGCAUUCGCAUCUCGGCUUAUUUGGACGAUAUCUUGAUCGCCGCCAAAUCGUCGGCCCAAGCUUUUCAUAUCGACACCAAGAUCAUGCAAUUCUCUGUUCCUCCGACGAAACUACGCGACUUACGUCGAGAAGCACGACGGCUACUAAACCGACCCACGACAUCAGUACGCCUUCUCUCCUCGUUUAUCGGGAAAGCACAAGCCGCCAGAUUAGCUGUAUUGCCAGCUGGUUUUUACACUCGUCAAGCGAUUGCUUGGCGCAACCGGAUGCUAGCCAGCGGGUUCACAUGGGGUUUGCAGAUUCAGCUCUCAGCAUCGGUAUGUAUGGCAGGAGCUUCCAUGGUGGGUCGAACAUCCACCGCCUUGGAACGGGCAGAGUUUUUUCCCUUCUACUCCCCACAUGCAAGUCUUCACGAAUUCAUUAGAUCAGGGAUGGGGCCUGAUUUUCAACAACAAGUCGAUCACCGCGUCUAG
Molecule: messenger RNA, 822 nt
Organism: Zychaea mexicana
Lineage: Eukaryota; Fungi; Mucoromycota; Mucoromycetes; Mucorales; Lichtheimiaceae
Exons: 4
Coding region: 1-822 (273 amino acids)
Source: RefSeq, a predicted model, not a curated record